Molecule: messenger RNA, 1608 nt
Organism: Talaromyces atroroseus
Lineage: Eukaryota; Fungi; Ascomycota; Eurotiomycetes; Eurotiales; Trichocomaceae
Exons: 7
Coding region: 1-1608 (535 amino acids)
Biological process (GO): amino acid transmembrane transport
Cellular component (GO): membrane
Molecular function (GO): amino acid transmembrane transporter activity
Source: RefSeq, a predicted model, not a curated record
AUGGCUGCCGAGGGAGAUAUAUCAAAGCACCCUGAUACCAUAGCUACAGAGAUUGCCAGUAAAGAUGGACCCGACCGAGAUGUUUCAGGCGACAUCAUUGAAGACGGCCUUCGUCGAGGGUUGAAAGGAAGGCAGUUCGUGAUCAUUGCCUUGGGCAGUAUCAUUGGACCUGGAUGUCUCUACGGACUCGGCCUAGGGUUCUAUGAAGCAGGGCCGCUGGGCGUUCUGAUCUGCUUUGCGAUCACUGGACUUUCUAUGUGGAUACUCAUGCAGAGUGUGGGAGAAGUUGCUACUCUGUUCCCCGUGCAUGGGGGCUUUGUCGAGCAUUGCGGCCGCUUCGUCGACCCCGCCCUCAGUUUUGCAAUGUCCUGGAUGUACUAUUUCAUGUGGAGCGUGUUUUUGGCUGGAGAUUGGAAUAAUGCCGCCGUCAUUCUUCAAUACUGGUUUCCUACCACUACAGUGCCAAUCUGGGCGUGGUACAUUAUCUUCUGGGCUGUCUUUUCGGCAAUCACAACGCUGGGUGUCGGUUUCUACGGGGAGGUUGAGUAUUUCUUCGGAAUGUUCAAAUUCGUGUCCCUGGCUGUCCUGUUCUUCAUCUCAAUCUUGGCCAAUGUUGGAGCUUUUGGCAACGGCUAUGUAGGGUUCAAAUACUGGGGGGAACCGUAUGGUCCUAUACGCAACGGAAUCAACGGCUUUGGCCAGGUGUUUGUCAUGGCUGCAGCAUUUUACGUAGGCACAGAAAUCGUGUCUGUCGCGGCAGGAGAAUCUAAAAACCCUAAACGCGAUGUACCCCGGGCUACAAACUCCGUCGUGUGGCGCAUUCUAUUCGUUUUCAUCGGCAUAGCCUUCUUUCAAGGCCUCAUCUGUCCCUCGAAUUCCGACCAACUGGUUAAUGCUAGUUCAACCGUCGCUUCAUCGCCUUUCACGAUUGGAUUCGUGCUGGCAGGAUGGAAAUCGGCCGGCGAAUUUGUCAAUGCCAUCAUUCUCAUAGCAUUUAUUUCGGCUGCCAAUGGGGUGGUGUACAUUCAGUCUCGGACCCUGUACUCGCUGGCUUUGACACAAAAGGCACCGGCCUUUUUCGCUGCGACAACUUCGAGAGGCGUCCCGUACCGAGCAAUUCUCUUCUCCAAUCUCUGGGGCUUCCUCUCCUUGAUGUCCAUGAAAACCAGCAGCGGCGCCGUCUUCACGUAUAUCACUGACUUCGGCGGCACAGCAGCAUACAUCGCCUGGGCGUCAAUCACCUUUGUGCAGCUCCGAGUGCGAGCGGCUGCCCGGGCACAAGGCAUCGACCGCAAAACAUUUCCAUUCGUCGCACCUGGGGGAUCGUGGGUUUAUUGGCUGAAUUUUGCCUUUAACCUUUUCAUUCUUUUGAUCCAGGGAUAUGCCUCUUUCGAGACGCCGUUCAGCUAUCAGACGUUUAUUGCAUGCUAUAUUAGUCUGCCGCUGUUCUUUGUCUUGUUCUUUGGGUAUAAAUGGUGGUUUAAAACGAAGUGGGUUCCGUUAGAAGAGAUUGAUUUCUCGGAUAGGAGGAUAUACCACGACGAUUACCAGAGUGAGCGAGAUACUCGCUCUUGGACGAGGAAAUUACUUGAUGUUAUGAAGGAUUGA